AUGAUAAGAGAAGAGGAGGCACGGCUAGCACAGGAAGAGAAACAAAAGCAGAAAGACAAAUUGAAGCACAAGUUUGCCAGUUUCUUUGUUGCCAAGAAGAGAGACCCAGAGGAGGCUGAGGAAAAGAGCAGCAAUGGGAACUUCAAGGAGUUUAGGUGCGCACAAAUUUCACAGAGGAGCGCCGGACAUCUCUUAGCGAGUAUUUAACCAAACAAACAAAAGAUUCAUCUGAAACCUACUUGACUGUUCUCAAAACAGGAACUUAUGCACCUUGCAAAUCUCAACGCACUUGGCCUUUUGAGAAUAAGAAGGAAGAAGUUGAUGAUGAUAUUGAAAUUAUUGAGGAGGGAGAUCAGUAUGAAGUUGAUAAUGACUUCUUUGUCCCUCAUGGCUACCUUUCGGAUGAUGAGGGCAAGUCUGACCAAGAGGAGGAAGAAGAGAAUGGACAGGAAGAGGAUAAUGGAAGCAAACACAAAGAACAGCUGAAACAGAAACAAGCGGAAUUUGAAGAGGAAAUGAAAAAGAAGACAAAGCAUCUGAAACCCCGUGUUAUUGGUUCUUUAUGGAUGGCAGAUGCAAACAAUAAUCCAGCUUUCAAUCAACUCCUGAAGAUCCUGAAUCCACACAAAGCAGUGACCUUAGGAACCAGCCUUCCCAUUGGUACUCGUCAUGGUGGAGUAAUUCCCAAGGACACAAAAGAACAGAAAGAUGAUGAUGAUGGGUCAACUGAAGACAAAGCAAAUACUAAAAAGUUUUGCAAAACUUUCCCUGAAGAAGCUGUGCCUGCUCUCAUCAAGCUGCUCCAUGGAAAUCGCAAUGGAAAGGUUUUCCUUUCCCGUGAGUUUUCUGACUUUUGGCGAAAAUUGCAAGCAGGAGAGUUGGAUGAGGAACAGUUAGAGGGCAUUCCAAUGCUUUCUUCUCCUGUUCAAGCCAACAUGUUCUUGGCCCGGAAAAAAGUGGAAUCCAAAAUCCAGGAACUCGGCCACUGGCGCAAAUGUCCAGAGGAAGGUCCCUUCAACAAGGUCAUGAUGUGGUAU
Messenger RNA from Penaeus monodon (black tiger shrimp), 1037 nucleotides. RefSeq names its product chromatin assembly factor 1 subunit A-B-like. Gene Ontology annotation, biological process: nucleosome assembly. Gene Ontology annotation, cellular component: nucleus; CAF-1 complex. The record is from RefSeq and is a predicted model, not a curated record. Lineage: Eukaryota; Metazoa; Arthropoda; Malacostraca; Decapoda; Penaeidae.